GCGGGGCUGAUCGAGGCCUGCUCACCGCGCUCUCCCGACUUCUCCCUGGUCCGCAUCUAGUCCCCGCCCACAUGGUGGACGCGGUGGUCCGAUACGAGCUAAUAUCAGCACGGCUGUGGAGUGGUCGAGCCUGAGAGGUGCACCAGACCUGGAAAGGGGUUCUUAAAGGACACAGCUGUUGCAGUGACAUGGGCAAUCGAUGUUCUUUCACACCCCGUGGAGCUAACACCAGAAUCCUGCCUGAAGUGCCAAGCAGAAAAUGACUCAGCGAAAUGGAAUCAGGGGCUCCAGUGAUCCCAGUCACCACUCGGAGACCUCCAAGGCUUUCGAGCUGGCCAACGGUUUAGACCACGACGCGGUGCAGUGGGACUCAGAUUGUGAGAAAGGUCGACGGAGUGAAACCGCAGACCCCCUGGCUAUAACAGGAGGAGCCGUCACAGCUCCGGAUGGUGGUUGGGGCUGGGUGGUGCUGGUUGCAACCAUCCUGGUCCUGGCUUUGACCCUGGGAUUUCCCUCCUGUGUGGGAAUUUUCUACACCGACCUGCAGAAUGAGUUUCACGCGUCCAACAGCGAAACGUCCUGGGUACCCUCCAUCAUGACGUCAAUGCUUCAUGCAGGAGGUCCCUUCUGCAGUGUGCUGGUGGGGAAGCUCGGCUGCAGGGCGACGGUCAUAUUGGGAGGAGUCCUGAGUGGGCUUGGAAUGGCCGCCAGCUCAUUUACCCACUCCAUCACCGAGCUUUACAUCACCGCCGGCGUGAUUACAGGACUUGGCUUCUGCUUCAGUUUCCAACCAGCUGUGACCAUCCUGGGACACUACUUUGUGCGUCGUCGUGCGUUUGCCAACGCCAUGUCCUCCACGGGAACAGCGCUGGGACUCUGCACUCUGCCUUUCCUGGGAAACUACCUUCACACUGAGUUCGGCUGGAGGGGGAGCUUUCUUAUCCUGGGGGCUGUCCUGCUGAACUGCUGUGUGUGCGGAGCUGUGAUGAGGCCUCUUCAGCCCAAGAAGCAUCGCGGCGAGCCACUGUUAAACCACACACCUCCGCAGUUAGAAAAAGAGCCAAAGCAGAGAGGAAGGUUUAGGACCAUAAGCAGGUUUUUGGUGGCCUCCCUGAAAGAACACAUGGCCUUUGAUCAGUUCUGCAACAACCGGCGUUAUUGUGUAUUUGCCAUAGGCAUCACCUUUAUGAUGCUGGGGUUUGUGGUGCCGUUGGUGUUUCUGGUUCCUUAUGCCACGGCACACGGCAUGGAACCAAGCCAGGCCGCACUUCUGCUCUCCAUCCUGGGUAUUGUCAACAUUGUGGUGCGGCCGCCCUUUGCCAUUAUAUUUAACAUGCCCUGGUUCAAAGGGCGGCACAUUUAUGCCUUUGCCUCCGCUUUGCUGUUCAAUGGGCUCAGUAACAGCAUCUGCUGCAUUGGGGCCGGCUUCCCUGUACUGCUGGGAUAUGUGGUCAUGUACGGGCUUUCUAUGAGCGUGGUUGGAUCACUGAUGUUCACAGUCCUGAUGGAUAUAGUGGAGAUGAGCCGCUUCCCUUCGGCGCUGGGUCUGCUAGCUGUCAUGGAGAGCAUCACACUGCUAAUUGGACCUCCACUGGCAGGAAUUCUGGUGGACCGCACAGGACAGUAUUUCUACGUCUUUAUUGCCUGCAGUUGCGUUGUUGCCUCCUCCAGUGUGUUCCUGAUGUUGUCCUUCCUCUGGCUGGAUAAAAAGGAGAGGAAGGCAUCGAAGCAAGAUCAGCUAUCUGCUCAGCCCAAACCGGUGAAACCUGCAUCCAAUGCCUCUCCUGGCUGUGAGUGCAGCAGCCUGCCCUAGGAGGGAGACAAGGCCUCAGCCUGGGGACGGAGUACAUCACCAGCCUUUGAACCUGUCUGCACUGUGUCGAAGUGCACAGACGCCAGUGCUCGGGGCUCCGGCAGUUUGUGCAGAUCAUUCGGGACAGCCUGCUAGCCAAAUGUUGUGAAUGGUUUACACUGUUUGGUUACAAAGUUACAAACCAAAAUGAACAUAUGUGCUCUUACAAUAUUAAUAUGAUUGUUUAUUUUAAAAUGCUGCUGAGCUUAUCCAUGCGAUCUGUCUCAUUAGUCUGUCAAUCAUGCAAAGAUGUUUAUAAGAGGAAAAAAAAAUAACACUAAUUUCUCAAUUUUUGCUGAAUUUAUUGCUGUUUUAGUCUGUUUACUUUUCUCCAAAAACCAAAAUCAGCAUGACCCAGACAACCUCAGCAGAGCACCCUUGAGGUUUUAACUCCUCCUACAUUAAGUGAUAAAUACAUUAAAUGAAAAACUUUAGGUUUGUUACCUUGUUUUUACAAACAACGUGUUGCUAUUGUUUGAUUUAGUGGCUGCAUAUUAAAGGUGUACACUGAAACUAAAGCACAAAGGGGAAAAGAAGCAACCAUUUAAGAAAUGCACAUAUGUGGCACUAUAAACCUUAAUCUUCUGCACCUUGAAUUUGCAUGAUGUAGCAUUAAUAACAGAUGAUUUCUUAGUCAUAACCGGACUAAAUGUUAAGCUUUUAGCUUAAGCUUUCUGGUGGGGGAUCUGUUUUUCCUUUUUUGUCUUUUAAAACCCUCUUUGUGAAAAUGCAGAAUUCCCAUCAAUGUCAGGUGCUUUUGUUCUGCACAAUCUUAUCCAUCAGGUCCAGAGAGAUAUUACUAAGGGUUUUGCACAAUGAAUAGUUAUUGUCAGCGUGAGCAGUUGUAGAUUUCAGUGGAGCUUAAGGUUGUUCAUUUCAGAGCAGGAACUUGCUUUCUUUUUAAUCUCUAAGUAUAUACAGGCAAGCUGUCUUAAAGACUAAACAAAUAUGAAAAAUCAAUGAAGCUUUGUUUUAACCUCACUUUCAGUGUGUUAUAAGGGUCUGACAAACCCAUAGGACAACCAGGAAGGUCGCAGAGACUGACACUGAAGCUUAUGCAUGAAUAAAAAUUUCCCUAGAAAAUAAAGAGCAAAGAAUUAGGCUACCAUGAGCACCCUGAGCUGCAGCACCCUACAGAGACUACUACACUGCUGCUGUAAGGUUGACAGGUCUACUCGGGUUGUGCAAAAUGUGAAUUCAGUCAUGAACGUCAAAUGUAAAAGAAAACUAAAAUAGCAUAAAAACUCAAAUACCUUAGAGUUACUGUGGUAGUAAAUAAAGAUUAAAAAAGCCUAGAUUGACAUGACGUUUAUAUUUUAUAAAAUUUGUCAGCUGGAAUAUUAUUUCAAUAAUUCAGGGUUAUUGUAACAGCUGAAACUCCUUAGCCGGGUAUAACACUCUGCAGUCUGCCGUUCAGGAGUGUCCUGUAACUCAUGUUAUAUGUUUCUUUGGUAGCUCUUAAAACACCAAGUCUUGUUCACCUUUUUCUACCACAGUUUUCCUUCCAUUUAGCUUUCCAUCAAUGUCCCUUGAUAAAGCACUGAACAGCAAGAAAUCUUUAGUAGUGCCAGUUUUUGGCUUGAUGAUCAUCUGCUUGACGAUUAUCAAGUCAACAGCGCUCCCGUCAGUUGUCUAGACCUCAAUUAAGGGGUGUAUCUGUGUUUCACUUUUUUUGAUUAAAUCACUGAAAUAAAGAUAAUACUGUUCUUAUUGAGAUGCAUCUGUAUUUGAGUACAAUGAACUAUUUUAAUUGGUAGUUUAAGUCUUCAAAUGUUAAAGACAUUAUUGAUAAACCAUUGAAUUUUGACACAAUUCAAACUCAAGAUAUAGAAAGGGUAAAAUAUAUCCUGCCUCUAUUACCAGUUCUUUUGUCAAAUUUGUGAUCUAAGUUAGCACUAGCUUUCACUAACUCCUUAGUGGGUAAAAGGUUAAUGUUAGCUUAAGUGAAAAAAAAAACUUUCUCUAAUGUGAACCAAUGUCAUACAGUGUCUUUGUUCAUUCAUUCUAUCGUGGAACAGUGCCUUUUUACAUUGCUGGCUAUUUUAAAAAACACGAUCCACAGCCACUUGCUUUUCACACAUGAUCUCUUAUCACGUUUCAUACUUUACAAAGUUUGAAAUGAUCAGAGAGGUUAGAAAAAGGAAACUGCUCCAACAUGGCAGUUUAUCUGUUCAAUAAUCACUUGUUUCAGUUAACGGUGAAAUAAUCACACCAUCCGUAUAUGUUUCAACCUAAUAAAGCAGCUAGAAACAGGUGAGCAUUAAAUAAACUUCAGGUAUCAGAUGUGUUGUAGUAUAACUAUAACCAAACAUUUAUUUGUUAUCAGAGAAUUUAUUAGCACAUUUUGUCUUGCUGUUUACCAAAUUGUACCUUCAUAAAUUCUUUAUUUAUACAUUAUAAUUUAGGGGAAAUAAAUAGUUGAAUUUUGA
This is a messenger RNA of Girardinichthys multiradiatus, 4281 nucleotides long. It is a transcript of the gene slc16a5a, whose product is annotated as solute carrier family 16 member 5a. The transcript is spliced from 5 exons. Gene Ontology annotation, molecular function: monocarboxylic acid transmembrane transporter activity. Bases 260 to 1813 code for a protein of 517 amino acids. The record is from RefSeq and is a predicted model, not a curated record. Gene Ontology annotation, biological process: transmembrane transport; monocarboxylic acid transport. Lineage: Eukaryota; Metazoa; Chordata; Actinopteri; Cyprinodontiformes; Goodeidae.